ACCUAUGGGUGGGUUGCACGACGAUAAGGGACUGCGAGGAAACCGCCGACAAUCGACCCAUUCAAUGCUUGGUCUCUAAGGCUGAGCUCCUACGAAUUGGCUCUAUCAUUUCGUCGUGUUCGCCUACCUACCUACCUACCUACCUACCUACUGAGCGUCCUUUAUGACUAAUUACGGCACACAACAUACAUUUCUCAUGUCUAGGCACAGGCACCAGCAGACACAUUCGCCUGGUCAACUCAGUACAUCCUCUCCUGCGAUUCGCCCGCGCUCAGGCAUGCCACGCACUCGUCAGAAUGUCUGAGUAUGGUGUUCCAGACUCGCUCAGCCCAGGCCCUGAGGUAGGCGGCGACCUUCCAACUACCAACGACGCCAGCGGCGAUGCACCUGUUUUCCCCUCGCUUCAGAACAAUGGCGCGGCAAGUCCCUUGUCUUCAGAAGCCGCCGGCGGCCCCACGAUCGGUGAAGACGACAAUGACGACGAGCCUGCUGUAGCGAAGCCCUUUAUGCGAACAACGAGCCCCGACCCGUCCACACGCGCGUUCCCUGAUAGCUUCGAUGACCGUGUCCCUGAUCGCCUGGUUUACAAGAUGCACAAGUUCAGUCUCUACGAGACGGCCAGUCGCUAUUACAUCGUCGGGGUCGAUGUCAGUGAAAAGCGCUAUCGCAUCCUCAAGAUCGACCGCACCACCGAGGGUGCUGAGCUCAACGUGACGGAUGACAAGAUUGUUUAUAGUUUGAAGGAGAUGAACCAAUUGCUCGACACAAUAGAUGACGGGAAUCGAGGUACCGGUGGCAUCAAGCUUCGCUGCACCACAUGGGGCCUCCUUGGCUUUAUCAAGUUCACCGGCCCCUACUACAUGCUUCUCAUCACCAAGAAGAGCACUGUCGCUAUGGUCGGGGGCCACUACAUAUACCAGAUCGAGGGCACUGAGCUUGUUUCCCUGACUCCCGCCAAGUUCAAGCCAGAUGCACGCAACACCGAGGAGCAACGAUUCCUCGGCAUCUUAAACAACCUCGACUUGACUCGUUCUUUCUAUUACAGCUAUUCUUACGACGUUACACGUACCUUGCAGCAUAACGUCAUCCGGGAGCGCGAUGCUCUUGCUAAGGGAAUGCUACCGCCAGACGACGAUGAUUUCAACUCCAUGUUUGUCUGGAACGACUAUCUACUACAGCCUGCCGUUACUGCUCUUCGGGACCCCUACGACUGGUGUCGUCCAAUUAUACAUGGAUAUAUUGAUCAAGCGGCUCUAUCAAUUUAUGGCCGUACUGCACACAUCACCGUCAUCGCAAGGCGCUCGCGCUACUUUGCCGGUGCUCGGUUCUUGAAACGCGGAGCCAACGAUCUUGGUUAUGUUGCCAACGAUGUCGAGACGGAACAAAUCGUAGCCGAGUCACUGACCACGUCAUUCCACGCACCUGGUCCUCAACUAUACUGUAGCCCGCAGUACACCUCUUAUGUUCAGCAUAGGGGGAGCAUUCCGCUUUACUGGACACAGGACAGUACCGGCGUCACACCCAAACCACCGAUUGAGCUUAAUUUGGUUGAUCCGUUCUAUGGCGCCGCCGCUCUGCACUUCGAUAACCUGUUCGAGCGCUACGGUGCGCCGAUCUAUGUUGUUAACCUGAUCAAGUCCAAGGAGCGAACACCUCGUGAAUCAAAGCUGCUGGAGGAAUACACUCAUGCCAUUAACUAUCUCAAUCAAUUCCUGCCUGAGGAGAAGAAGAUCAUUCACAAAGCGUGGGACAUGAGUCGCGCAUCGAAAGUGCGUGGUGGGGACGUUAUUGGCAACCUCGAGCUUAUCGCAGAGUCGGUCCUCGCUACGACAGGCUUCUUCCGAAACGGAGACGGUCUCACAAGCCCCAUGACAGCACAGAAUGGAGUCGCCAGAACAAAUUGCAUCGACUGCUUGGACCGUACCAAUGCUGCGCAGUUUGUCAUAGGCAAGCGAGCCUUGGGUCACCAGCUACAUGCCCUUGGCAUUCUUGAGGAUACGUCGGUCGAUUACGACACGGACGCUGUCAAUUUGUUCACUCACAUGUGGCAUGAUCAUGGUGAUACCAUUGCUGUUCAGUACGGCGGCUCACAGCUGGUCAAUACCAUGGAAACUUACCGCAAAAUUAACCAAUGGACAAGUCAUUCAAGAGACAUGAUCGAAAGCUUCAAGCGAUACUACAACAACUCCUUCCUGGACAGUCAACGUCAGGAGGCCUACAACUUAUUCCUCGGUAAUUACAUAUUCACGCAAGGGCAACCUAUGCUGUGGGACUUGGCAACUGACUAUUACCUCCAUCACGCCGACCCACGAGAUUGGUCUGCUAGGUUGAAGCACGACUACAUCAAUUGGUAUGUUCCGGCUCACUUGCAGAAACGAACAAUUCCACCAUACGUACCCAGCAAAGACAUUGCCCGCGCUCAUCCGGUUGAAUUCUUUGAUGACUAUUGGCUCGAGUAUUACAGGCCAUCCACCCUAUCUUCUUUCCCCAAGAUGUUUGCCUACAAGAUGAACUCAACUAUCAAAUACAUUCCCCUUAAAUCUACCCAGGAUGGCCGCUACGACCUCAGCCCUUUCCGGGUUCGUACCGACAAUGAAGUUGAUCACGGCGACAAAAAGAAAUCGAAGAAAGAUGCUCAUCCACACGCAAAUGUAACAAGUUCUCGUGGGCAGACUGUGGGAGCGAAUGGGGCGCCAGAUUCGAUCAUGGACCGAUCACCAGCGAAAGGGAUCUCGCUCCAGCGUUGGCUGCAACCUGUUCAAGACAAAGGUGUACAUGCCCAGCUCUCUGCGACUGGACACGAAACCAACCAGUGCAGGCAUCUGAACAUAGCCCCAAGACGAAGCCAACAGCCCUGGAGAAAUCCAAGGCUGCACAAUGGACUUUCACCAAAGCUGUCCAUGACUCACUGAAUCCGUCUGUAGCCGAGCAGGAAUCCGAAGAUUACGAGCGAUACAUCCGUCAUCCUCAAAACCUUCCUCUCGUUAUCUCGAGCGACACGCCCGUAGACGUGGAUGCGUCUGAGUAUCAGGAGUAUGUAAGCGGUGACUGGCAAGAUGAAGGUUUAAUGGUCAAAGGAACUGAAGAAGAGAUCGAUGUCUACGCUGAGUUGCUCAAGGUGGGGGAAAACCCUCUGACAGUGACUGAGGAAGAUGGUCCGAAGAAACGAUACAAAGCCUAUAGGAAAUGGCUGCGUGGGAAGUCUUUUUUCAAGCAGCAGCCUCUGGACUGAGACUUAGCAGCAGCCCCUCAGCCUUCAGCGAGCAUUUUCGGGAACAGAGUACACAGCCGCGGUUCUUGCUUCAAGGCUUCACUCAGCUUCGUGGGACGUUCAGAGGCAUCAUGGUCCCAGAGGGCCUGAAGAAUUCGAGCUGUAUGUGCCAACUCUUGUGACAAUGUGUUGAUAUCAGCUGAAGUCCGAGAUUCCUCAUGCUCGAUCUCCUCAGAGACGUUUAACCAACAUAAUGACAGAAUUCGGGCGACGUUCUCGAUAUGCUCAGUUUCUCGGACACGAGGCCAUGUAUUAGUAAUGAUGGCGCUCAUGGUUUGCGUCGCCGCUAUCAGGGUCGGAGGAUAUGAGACUGCAAAGGGGUCUGUCAUGACUAAUGAUACCAUUGAGAGAAGAGGCUAGCGCAGACGUGUUAAAGAAAGCCCGAGGCUUUUUUCGGUAAUAAGUCGUUACUCACAGUUAAGUGUUUGGUUGUAUAGAUACCCAGACCAUUGAUUACUGCUGUUGCCUUCUGUAGCAGAACGCGGACAACGCGAGUGUGCUGAGAAGCAUGGAAAUAGCCUGCGAAUACUCCGUCCCUGAGGAUCUUGUCAAAUAAUCGGCGGCGCUCGAUACUGUUGGUAUGCCCGGUGGCCUGGGCCAGCUUAAUAAGCACGUCGUAAGCCGGCAUGAGUAUAGUCGUAGACUCAUCCUCUGGUGUGACGCUAGGGAGAUAGAGCAGGAGCGGGAAUGUGACGUCCGCAAAUACACGGCCUAUGCCUGUGUUUUGCAGUACUUGAGCUGGGCACCUGUUCAUGAAUUCUCUCGUGGUCAUUAAGCCUCUGGCCUUGGUCUUGGUAGACUCGCUCUCCACCAGCGCCAACAGGACUGGCAAGAAAAGCGGCCAGUGCUGCUUGAUGAGCGACGUCUACCAGCGAGUGUCAGCGCAACUGAUCGCAUUUCCACCAGCGCAACCUUACCGUAGACAUAUUUACUGUCCAUUGGAUUGUGGCCUCUGCCCACGGGGCCUGAGUCCUCCAUGACUGCACUUCGAUCACAGGUCGGGACCGAUCAUCAACCACGUCAUACUGGGAGGGCCGUCCUGAAGCAGUGAUUCGCGAGGAUGAUUUCAUAAAUAAUGGCUUCAAAUGCUUCUGAAGGACCGCGUUGGUGAUAAAAUCGUUCAGACUUUCACCCUCAAGGUGUUUCGACAAAAGUUUUGAAGCUGCUGCUGCAGCUUGUGCAGUUGUCCAUGGGUCCUGAGGAUCAGUAACAGCUGUGAGCUUCACGAGAGUAAUCUGAUCCAGGGUAAUGCGAUAUUUCGAGCACAAGAUACUGAGACUGGCAACAGCUGCUUCUGUGAGGAGUUCUGAGUGGUCUUUGUGGUGUUAGUCAAGCUACAGAAGUGAUAGAUUAUGCACACUGAUGCACCUUGAACGCUCCUCAAUGUCAAUGCUUUCUCACUGACGGCUGCCACAAGCCUCGAUAAUUGGCUUUGGCCCAUGUUGUCCUCUGAAGACAAGACGUGGUUAAUUACACUGAGAACGGCAUGACGAAGGUCCUGGAGUCAACGAUUGUCAGCUCGGUGCUGUUUAUCUGAGCCAGAUAACGUCAUAGGCGUAUAGGGAAACGCACUGUAUCAUUGGAUUCAGUCAGGGAAGAUAUCCCACCGUCAGGUUCUGCACGAAAAUGCUCCGACUUUCCUGAAAGAAAGAAUAUAUCCUGGUCAAUUCGGUGCUGAGAAGCCUACGUUAGGCCAAACACAUACCCGAGACAUCAUGCAACAAUGCUGUAUUUGAAGGGCCAACGAGCCCUUUCAACGCACCAAGUACGGUAUCAGAGCCAGUGACUGGCAUGUUAUCGUUGAUUGGGUGUUGGUGAAGGAGAAAAAUGAAGAGCGAAUGUCGGAUCUUGAGAUAGGAUGCCGCAGGUAGGAUAGAUAGGUAUUUAGGUAGUUCCUAGAUACCUGGAUAUGUUCAUUGUAUCCACAUAGCAUACGGUGUCAAAAACUCAGUUGGUCGCACUGUAUGGAAACUAGCUCUCUGCUCAUCAUGGUCAGGUCAAGCAACUUUGUCAUUCAGUCUCAGCGUACAUUUUGUCAAGUUCUUUAUCAUUUCACUUGAUCGUAUCAAUUGCAAUGUAGGGUCUUUUAGCUCUAAAUAUGCAUUGCAUCCAUACAGGUCGUGUAUCCAUCAUGAUAGUCAAGUCAUGGCAGCUUUGCCUAGGCCAAUACCUACUUGACACACUUAGAAUAGGCUGCACCAGGGCAUAUGCUAUGCAGAGCUGCCGACUUGGAACGAAUACCAACUUAGCUCCUUACUCACGGUAUCCCCAACUCUUCUCUCCGCCGCUGUACUUCUUCUAUUGCGCCGGUUGGGUCUGAUUCGCCACGGUUGCGAAGUUGCCAUGCAACACAUACAUCUAGAGCCGGACCUGUCCAUUUCCCCGGUUUGAUACCACCAAGUGCUUUGGCGAGCUUUCCGCCAUCAAGGAGCUUUUCGAGUGUCGUAACUUCAUAAACGUCUAACUUGGCGAGGUGGUCGAGGAAACUCUUCCAGCCUGCUAAGAAGUUACUUUGUUCUAGAAACAAGUUACUGGGAUGUUCAUGGGGGAAGGGGAGAUGGCAUCACCCUUACCUGCUGACUCUUCUUGGCGCCAGACCGUCAGGGUUUCUAGGGCCUCGACGAGUAGUGCAUUCAAAACCUGCAGUCUCCAGGUACCAGCGGGCGUGUCCCACUUCCUGAUUGCCAUGCCGAAGCGAUCUCGUUCUUGGAUGUACGACUCUCCAUUGCAGACGGCACGUUUCAACUUCAAAAUUUCAUCACGAUUGCGAUGCGAAGCAGCAACAACACUCGAAAGUCGAUUUGGGGCUUUGAAGCCUUCGCGCGAGACAAUGGCCACGAGAGGGAGAGCGUUUGCUUUCCUACGAGGAUGCGGAGGCUCUUCGACCGUCAUCCAUGGAGAGAGCGCGGCAAGGUUCCAAGCGGAGUAUGUGGCAUCCGUGGAUGUGAUAAGUCGACCAGCGAUGGAAGUCGAGUCUCGAUCCUUGAGAAGCUCAUCAAGACAAGUAUAAGCAACAGCCCAGCGCGAUAUAUCGGGGACUGGGAGGUUCUCCUGGGUUGGGUCGGUAAAGAUUGCAUGGAAGAGUUGUAACUCAUGGAUGAGUUGAAGUGCUUCAAAAGGGUGAUCUCCUACCUAGAAGUUAGCACAUUCCGUUCAGUUUCAGAUCAGAUCAAGGUGCUGCAACAACCUUUGAGCAUUUUCUCCAACUCUACGCCAACUCGCUCUCGACUGAUCUUGGCACGCAAUGCCUCGAGGACCUUUGGGUCUGCCAUGUAUCUGCGCGUGCUGGCGUCAAUUGUGAAUUGGAGCCGGCUGGCGAAACGAACAAGUCUCAAAACCCUCAAAGGGUCGUCCAUGAAGGUCUGGAAGGGCUCCAAAGGGGUUCUGAUUAUUUUAGCUUCCAUAUCUGCAAGUCCCCCCGUAAAAUCUUCAACACGAUCGUCGUGUAAGUUGUAGAAGAGUGCGUUCACGGUGGCAUCGCGGCGGCGAGCGUCCUCUUCAGCCGUACCGAAUUCCAUUUGAGGGUUUCGACUGUCCUCGGUAUAGGUUUCCUUUCUGAGGUUGACGAAAUCGAGAUCCAGACCAAACAUCUUGAUCAUGGCCGUUUCCAGAUGCUUGGACUUCUCAGGGUUGCGCGCAACGUUGUGGAGGCUUCCAAUAUCUGCAUGGCCAAUGCUGUGCUUGGACAUGGCCUCUGGUCGUUCACAAUAAUCGCACAUAGCUUGAGCAAAAGGGACCCCAGUCAUGGCGUUGAUGGCCACGUCUAUGUCAUGACUCUGGAUAUCGAGCAGCUUGUCGCGUACCCAGCCACCGGCCCAACGGAGAACAAUAGGCUCUGGAGCUUUUCCGGACUCGUCUAUAUCUUUGGCAACAUCGAGAAGCAAACGGCGGAGCUGCUGCUCCUUGCUGGUGAGUUGAAUGGUGGUGGUCACCAUGCUGGGCUUGGACUUGGACUUGGGAACCUUGGCAGGCGGUCCAGGAACUUUGACUUUGGGAGAUGGCGUUCUUGGGGUCGUGACCGAUUUGGAAGUCAACGAAUAGUGAUCCUUGAGAAAUGAGUCGAGAUUUCUCUUCAUCGCAAGACGCAAAGAGCGUUUGAGCAUUUGACGUUGGGUGGGUGGGGCCGCUGCACAAAUAAAUUACGAUUGUAUGUGUGAUAGCGAAAGGAGCGAAAGGAUAAGAUAGGUAGGUAAAUAGGUACCUUAGUAGGUAGAAAGGAAAUGAUGCUGCCUCAUAAACACGUGCCUAAGGCAUGUCUGUCUAAAUACUUGAGACUGAGGGAGUAGGUACCAGGUAUGUUCGAGUUGGGGCGUCUUGGUGAUUGAUAAAGGUAUCUCUACCUAGGUACCUACCCAGGGCCUUUAGAAUAAAGCCUCGAGGUGCCCAUUCUCAGUCAGACUCAGGAUGAGUGCAUGCAUGCAUGAAUGAAUGACUAAUGCCCCC
Fusarium verticillioides 7600 is the source of this 7714-nucleotide messenger RNA. RefSeq lists its product as hypothetical. The record is from RefSeq and is a predicted model, not a curated record. NCBI's taxonomy places the organism in Eukaryota, Fungi, Ascomycota, Sordariomycetes, Hypocreales, Nectriaceae. Gene Ontology annotation, cellular component: intracellular membrane-bounded organelle. Gene Ontology annotation, biological process: phosphatidylinositol dephosphorylation. Gene Ontology annotation, molecular function: phosphatidylinositol-3,5-bisphosphate 5-phosphatase activity. Bases 297 to 2912 code for a protein of 871 amino acids. The transcript is spliced from 3 exons.